This is a messenger RNA of Nerophis ophidion (straightnose pipefish), 8078 nucleotides long. RefSeq names its product formin-like 2b (gene fmnl2b). Gene Ontology annotation, cellular component: cytosol. Lineage: Eukaryota; Metazoa; Chordata; Actinopteri; Syngnathiformes; Syngnathidae. The record is from RefSeq and is a predicted model, not a curated record. Gene Ontology annotation, molecular function: small GTPase binding; actin filament binding. The transcript has 28 exons. The coding region runs from base 511 to 3789 and encodes 1092 amino acids. Gene Ontology annotation, biological process: cortical actin cytoskeleton organization; regulation of cell shape; cell migration.
AGGGAGGAGGAAGGCUGGAGCGAGCUAACAAAGACUGGGAGGCCAGGAAGGAGAGACAAAGAGGAGGUGGCAACAACUCGCUUUCUUCAUGUGGGGGAGGAGAGGGGCAGGAUUAACCGGCUGAUCUGCGACACACACAUUUCUAUAUGGACACACCAAACACACACACGCGGCUGAGCAUCAGCAGGAUCAACAUCAUCACCAGUGGUGGCGAGCCAGAGACAAAGAGUGAGACGGGGUGGGGAGAGGAGGAGGGAGCAUUUCACCAUCUGAGGACAGACAGACGGAAGGACUGGCGAGAGGAUUGACGGACGGAUGUGAGGAGAGACAGGCGACCUGAGGAAGGACAGAGGGGUGGAGGGACGGACACACGGCCUUCAUCACCUCCAGUUGUGUUCGAGCGCGAUGGCCGACCACAUGUUUGUGUGUGUGUGCUGAAUGUGUGUGUGUGUGGUGGGUGUGUUCUUCAUACGAGUGUGAAGUGUGUGUGUGUGUGUGUGUGUGUGUGUGAUGGGGAACACGGAGAGCAUGGAGAGCCAGCUGGCUGUGAUCCGAUCCAGAGCCGCACCAGUCCGACUCCCAAUGCCUGAUGCCGCCGAGCUGGAGGAGAGGUUUUCCAUUGCCCUGAAUUCCAUGAACCUUCCUCCAGACAAGGUGCGUCUGUUGCGUUCCUAUGACAACGAGAAGAAGUGGGAGCUGAUCUGUGAUCAGGAGAGAUUCCAAGUGAAAAACCCUCCACACACGUACAUCCAGAAGCUGCGAGGAUUUCUCGACCCAGCGGUCACACGCAAGAAAUUCCGGAGAAGGGUCCAAGAGUCAACGCAGACACUCCGAGAACUUGAGAUUUCUCUUCGCACAAACCACAUCGGUUGGGUGAGAGAGUUUCUAAAUGAGGAGAAUCGAGGUCUGGACGUUCUGGUGGAGUAUUUGUCCUUUGCACAGUAUGCUGUCACGUUUGAUGGCGAGCAGUCAGAGUCUGGAGGAGAUGCAGCUUCUAUUGACUCUCCAUGGAGUCGGUCCAUAGAAGAUCUCCAUGGUGACUGCAGUCUCCCUUCCCCGUCUUCCUCUGUACCCAGAACAGCACGACACUCCAUCAGUAGUUCCACGUUGGUGACUCGCUCCAACACGCUGCCCAGUAGUCGCACUCUGAAAAAUUCCCGACUGGUGUGUAAGAAAGAUGACGUCCACGUGUGCAUCAUGUGUCUUCGAGCUAUCAUGAACUACCAGUACGGUUUCAACAUGGUCAUGUCUCAUCCACACGCUGUCAACGAAAUUGCUCUGAGCCUCAACAACAGGAAUGCAAGGACAAAGGCUCUCGUGUUGGAAUUGUUAGCGGCGGUGUGUUUGGUCAGAGGAGGACAUGAGAUUAUCUUGUCUGCCUUUGACAACUUCAAAACGGUGUGCUCAGAGUCGAUGCGUUUUGAGAAACUCAUGGAACAUUUCAAAAAUGAAGACGACAACAUUGAUUUCUUGGUGGCCUGCAUGCAGUUUAUUAACAUUGUGGUCCACUCAGUGGAAGACAUGAACUUCAGAGUUCAUCUGCAGUACGACUUUACCAAACUAAACCUGGAUGAACACCUAGAGAGGGUGAAGCACACAGAGAGUGACAGACUGCAGGUGCAGAUUCAGGCAUAUCUGGACAAUGUGUUUGAUGUCGGGACCCUGCUUGAAGAUGCAGAGACCAAAACUGCUGCACUGGAAAGAGUCGAAGAGUUGGAGGAGAACCUGAGCACCAUGUCGGAACGUCUGCUCGAUGUGGAAAACGAAGCAAUGCUGAAGAUCGUCGAACUUGAGAAGCAGCUGAUGCAAACCAACAAGGAGCUGGACCAGCUUAGAGAUGUAUAUGCCAACACCAACACACAGGUACACACACUGCGGCGGAUUGUUCGUGAGAAAGACCAGACUAUCCGUCGUCAAAGUCGUCUAGAGCGUCAGGCCCAGGAGGCGCAACAAGCAGGAGGCCCUGGAGCUCCUCAACCCCAAAGAGGGGAAGGUGAUGGGGGUGUGGUCAAUUGUGCCUCACCCUCACCUCCCCCCUGCUCCAAUCUCUCCCCCAGCCCAGAAACAGUCGCCUAUCAUGCCAUGGGAUCAGGAAUGGGGGGAGCUCUAGAUAUGCCAAACCUACCCGCGCCUCCUCCACCGCCACCCAUGCCAGGUUCGGUGUCCAACGGGUUGUACCCGGCACCGCCACCCCCUGCUCCCCCUCCUCCCCCACCUCCUCCGCCCCCUCCAUGUCGGACUAGCGAGCUCUCCUCCACUCUCCCUAUGCCUCCUCCUCCUCCCCCAGUGGCUCCCCCACUUCCGGGGUCAGGAGGGUCGCCCACGGUCAUCUUCAACUCUGGGCUGGCAGAGGGACCACUCAAGUUAUUCUCGGUGAAGAUAAAGAAACCAAUCCAGACCAAGUUUCGGAUGCCAGUCUUGAAUUGGGUUGCUCUGAAACCGAGUCAGAUCAACGGCACGGUCUUUAACGACAUUGACGAUGAAGCCAUCCUGCAGGAUUUGGAUGUGGAAGUCUUUGAGGAGCUCUUUAAAACAAAGGCUCAGGGUCCAGCCAUGGAUUUAACGCUAUCCAGACAGAAACUUCCGCAGAAGGCUGCGUCUCGAGUUUCUCUGCUGGAGGCCAACCGAGCCAAGAACUUGGCCAUCACACUGAGAAAGGCUGGCCAGGGCCCAGAGGUCAUCUGCCGUGCCAUCCACACGUUUGAUCUGCGGACCGUUCGAGUUGACUUUGUGGAGUGCCUGAUGCGUUUCCUGCCGACAGAAGCCGAAGUGAAGCUUCUGCGUCAGUACGAGCGAGACCGAAAACCUUUGGAGGCUCUGAGUGACGAAGACAUCUUCAUGAUCCAGUUCAGUCGCAUUGAAAGACUCAACCAGCGCAUGUCCAUCAUGACCUUUAUGGGCAACUUCUGCGACAAUGUGCAACUGCUAACACCGCAACUCCAUGCCAUGAUUGCUGCAUCCGUUUCCAUUAAAUCGUCUCAGAAACUGAAGAAGAUACUUGAGAUCAUCUUAGCGCUUGGGAAUUACAUGAACAGCAGUAAGAGAGGUGCUGUGUAUGGAUUCAAACUACAAAGCUUAGACCUGCUCCUGGAGACAAAGUCGACUGACAGAACCCAGACAUUGCUCCACUACAUUGCCAAUGUGGUCAGAGAAAAGUAUCCUGCAGUGGCGCUCUUCUUCAACGAGCUCCACUACGUGGACAAGGCUGCUGCAGUGAGUCUGGAGAACGUGUUGUGUGACGUGAAGGACCUGCAGAGAGGGAUGGAACUCACCUGGCGUGAAUUCAGCAUGCUGCACAACUCCACCUUGAAAGAUUUCAUCAGCAGGAAUGAAUCUCGACUCAACAAACUUCAGGAGGACGCACGCAUCGCCCAGGACGCUUUUGAAGACGUGGUGAAAUUCUUUGGGGAAAGCUCGAAGACGAUGCCGCCAUCCGUCUUCUUCCCCAUUUUUGUUCGAUUCAUCAAAGCGUACAGGUUGGCUGAGGAGGACAAUGAACAGCGACGGCGUCAGGAACAGAUGAUGUUGGAAAAACUGGAACAGGAGGAGCAGCAGCAGCAGGAUGAAGAAACCAAGUCGCCAUCUCACAAGGGCAAACGGCAGCAGCAGGAGCUGUUAACUGAGCUAAGACGACGACAGGGGAAGGACAGCCGGCAUGUUUACGAGGGGAAGGAUGGCGCCAUUGAGGACAUCAUCACCGCAUUAAAAACUGGCCCCUUCACAGCUCGAUCAGCCAAACGUAGCUCUCGUUUCUUCUGUGACCCCGCCCACACUGAAGAACACUACUGAUGUUGGGCUCCCCAUGAAUUCAUGGCAACAAAUAAGCACUUUGAACAUUUGGACAUCAUGCUAUCUAAUUGGUCAGUUUGUGAACCAAAUUGUUGGAGCAUGCAUUUUGUAUGCUGUCGAUCAACAAAGCACUGGAAGAUAAGUCCAUUGCAGUUAUGGUGAACAAUUGUUUUGUGUCCAGCUAAGAGUGAUGCAGCGAAUCGUAUAAAAUAGCAACAAAACGCACACGCUCAACUUAAAGCCACAAGUGAGUCCCAUCAAAUUGUUGCGACGUUUCUAACAAUGUAGUAAAGGUUUUCCUGAAAGAAACAGGGUUCUACAAACCCCGUUUCCAUAUGAGUUGGGAAAUUGUGUUAGAUAUAAAUAUAAACGGAAUACUAUGAUUUGCAAAUCAUUUUCAACCCAUAUUCAGUUGAAUAUGCAACAAAGACAACAUAUUUGAUGUUCAAACUGAUAAACUUUUUUUUUGUUGCAAAUAAUCAUGAACUUUAGAAUUUGAUGCCAGCAACACGUGACAAAGAAGUUGAGAAAGGUGGCAAUAAAUACUGAUACAGUUGAGGAAUGCUCAUCAAACACUUAUAUGGAACAGACUAAUUGGGAACACUUGGGUGCCGGGAUUGAGUAUAAAAGCAGCUUCCAUGAAAUGCUAAGUAAUUCACAAACAAGGAUGGGGUGAGGGUCACCAAUUUGUAAGCAAACUGUCGAACAGUUUUAGAACACUUCUCAACGAGCUAUUGCAAGGAAUUUAGGGAUUUUACCAUCUACGGUCCGUAAAAUCAUCAAAAAGUUCAGAGAAUCUGGAGAAAUCACUGCACAUGAGCAAUGAUAUUACGGACUUUUGAUCCCUCUGGCGGUACUGCAUCAAAAACCGACAUCAGUGUGUAAAGGAUAUCACCACAUGGGCUCAGGAACACUUCAUAAAACCACUGUCAGUAACUACAGUUGGUCCCUACAUCUGUAAGUGCAAGUAAAAGCUCUACUAUGCAAAGCGAAAGCCAUUUAUCAACAACACCCUGGGCCAGAGCUCAUCCAAGAUGGACUGAUGCAAAGUGGAAAAGUGUUCUGUGGUCUGACUAGUCCACAUUUCAAAUUAUAUUUGGAAACAGAGGACGUGGUGUCCUCCAGAACAAAGAGGAAAAUAACCAUCCGGAUUGUUAUAGGCACAAAGUUCAAAAGCCAGCAUCUGUGAUGGUAUGGGGGUGUAUUAGUGCCCAAGGCAUGGGUAACUUACACAUCUGUGAAGGCACCAUUAAUGCUGAAAGGUCUAUACAGGUUUUGGAGCAACAUAUGUUGUCAUCCAAGCAACGUUAUCAUGGACGCCCCUGCUUAUUUCAGCAAGACAAGUGUUACAACAGCCUGGAUUCGUAAAAAAAGAGUGCGGGUACUUUACUGGCCCGCCUGCAGUCCAGACCUGUCUCCCAUCGAAAAUGUGUGGUGCAUUAUGAAGCGUAAAAUACGACAUCGAAGACCCCGGACUGUUGAACGACUGAAGCUCUACAUAAAACAAGAAUGGGAAAGAAUUCCACUUUCAAAGCUUCAACAAUUAGUUUCCUCAGUUCCCAAAUGUUUAUUGAGUGUUGUUAAAAGAAAAGGUGAUGUAACACAGUGGUGAACAUGCCCUUUCCCAACUACUUUGGCACGUGUUGCAGCCAUGAAAUUUAAAGUUAAUUAUUAUUUGCAAAAAAAAAUAAAGUUUAUGAGUUUGAACAUCAAAUAUCUUGUCUUUGUAGUGCAUUCCAUUGAAUAUGGGUUGAAAAGGAUUUGCAAAUCAUUGUAUUCCGUUUAUAUUUACAUCUAACAUAAUUUCCCAACUUAUAUGGAAACGGGGUUUGUACUUUCUACCGUAUUUAACGGAUUAACAACCACAUUCCACUUCAUGAAACUUUGACAAAAUCAUCCAACAAACUUUCUGACUGAACCAUUUGAGAAUAAGUGUGUACGAACGACACUUUGGAUCAUUCAUACCGUGAUUGACUUGGGUUCCAUUCCCCUCCGUCUCCUGGUCCUGCUGGCCUGUGUUCACUGAUCAUUUGUGUUGUGACAUGUUUACUUGUCCUUCACUUCUGCUCUGCGGUUUUUAGGCUCUUUCACUAUGUAUUAAUGCUAGUCUUUUUUUGGCGUAUUUCUGAUUAUUUAUGUUGUGCAAGGUAGUGGCUGUCAUUAAUUAUUUGUGAGAGGAGCAAGAGCAUUUUUUUGCCAGUAAGCAAUCAUGCUGUUAGCAUUGACUUUUGGGUUGUUUUGAGUCGUUGUACUUUAUUUCUAUUGUCAUUCAUGUUCAUCAUCACUAAUCUGUGAGGGGUGAUUGUAUUCUAGUAAUUCUGUAGGCCGAAUCUACUAAAGCCAAACCUGAUAGCAUACACAAAGCGGAUCUACUACACUUGUGCAUCUCUUACGUGAGCCAAAUAUGGAGUGCAAUCCAUGAAUAUUCAGAAUAUAUGCUGAUCGUCAAAACGCUUACAAUACUGGGAGAAGAUGCAAAUAUAAUCAUUCAGCACGUGUGAUUUAUCAAGGCUGAUCACUGUUCUGCCGGCACAAUUUUGCAUACGUAUUUAGCACAUCUGAAAUCUACGUACAUCUACGUUAUAUCUCCUGUAUGAAAAAUAGUCUCGCAAUAUGCAUUUUCCGGGAGCCAGUAGACAUCUAAAGGAACAAUCCAUAUCUUCUAUGGAAAAAGUUCAUGUAAUCCUGCUUUUUCUUGCGUCUAGAUCAGGCCUGGGCAAUUAUUUUUACUCGGGGGCCACAUUUAGAGACAAAAAUGUGUCUGGGGAAUACUCAUUUAAAACCUCACAAUAAUGUCUGAUCGAAUGCUUAAAAACAUUAUGACAGACCGCCUUAAAAAACGUAAUGGAAUUUUACAUAUUUCUAUGAACGAUAAAACACUGAAUAUUAGUGAAACGCAAUCCCGUGGACCCAGACUUACCAUGAAUUGAUUAACGUGGACCCUGACUUAAACAAGUUGAAAAAACUUAUUCGGGUGUUACCAUUUAGUGGUCAAUUGUACGGAAUAUGUACUGAACUGUGCAAUCUACUAAUAAAAGUAUCAUUAAAUCAAUCAAUAAAUGCAACAAACAGUGAAAUAUGAACGCGAAGGGUACAAAAUAAACCAACCUACAAUCUGAUAUAUAUGAUAUUUGCUGAAUUUCCCCCAGGGAUCAAUAAAGUACUUUCUAUUCUAUUCUAUAUAUCACUAAGAUUUAGAACUUUGUUGUGAAAAUCUCUUUCCGCGUCUGUAGAAUCGCUUUUCACCCACGCUGUUUGAUGCCUCGUCUGAGCCGCUGUGACGUAGAUUACCAUAGUCACUGGUAUAUUGUCCAUAAGCGCAGAUUCCAACCAUUGAAAUACUUUGUGUAGUUGAAGACUUACAAUCAUUAGAAAACUUGACUGCACAUCAUGAUGGCAGCUACAGUUUCCAUACUAAAGAUCUAAAAAAAUGAUUUGGUAAUGUCCAGCGGCCCAGAUUGAAAAGGUCAAUGGGCCGCAUGUAGCCCCCCCGGGCCUUAAUUUGCUCAGGUCUGGUCUAAAUCAUUCUCACGCACCAUCACAGUUAGUGUUGCGGACUUUUGGAUCGCUAUAUUGUUCACAUUCGAACGAGACAUUUCCUGAAGUGCACUUUCAGCGCGCUGAAACAUGGAUUCUGUUGUCUGGAUCGCAGUAAAGGAUCGUCUAUAUAGCCCAGAAAAGUUGGUGCGGAUUAAAGUUGUGUGCUACAUGUUACAUGGCAUUGCAAAAUACCACAGGUAGAUAUAAUGGUAAAUGGGUUAUAUUUAUAUCGCGCUUUUUUACCUUUAAGGUACUCAAAGCACUUUGACACAAUGUCCACAUUCAACCCUUCACACACACAUUCCCACACUGAUGGCGGGAGCUGCCAUGCAAGUCCCUCACCACGACCCAUCAGGAGCAAGGGUGAAGUGUCUUGCUCAAGGACACAACGGACUUGAUUAGGGUGGUGGAAGCCGGGGUUCGAACCAGGAACCCUCAGGUUACAGUCACAGCCGCUCUCCCAACCGGUGUGCUCAAACUAGGAGAGGGGUUAACAUGCCUGGUCCCACUUCACACCUUAUGUCCGGUACGGUUGACUUAUGUGAGCGCACGAGUCCACACCUUGGCACGGUAAACUUUGCUUCCUUGAGCAUGAUUGGAAGACGGGGUACUCUGCACAUGCAUAUUAACGUGGACCCUGACUUAAACAAGUUGAAAAACUUAUUCGGGUGUUACCAUUUAGUGGUCAAUUGUACGGAAUAUGUACUGUACUGUACUAUCUACUAAUAAAAGUCUCAAUUAAAGGGGAA